GAGGUAAUGUUUGAAUCAUCCUCUCUGAUAUAUCUUCUCUUUUUACAAGCACAGUGAAGGAGAAAAGAUGUAACUUGUUCCACUCGGUUGGGUGUCAUGGCGCUAGCUGGCCGGUUCCAUAUCCUGUUCGCAGCUCCCGAAAGGAGAGAAAGAGAGUGCAAGCUCCAUCUCUGGGGCUUUCACGGGUGGCAUGCGCGCUUUUGCCAGGCGAUAGAGAACCAGGUGGACGGGGGAAAUGAUAUCUCAUUCGAUUCCAGCGUCCCAGCGAUCCAGCUUCCCUCGGUGACCGUGACAACAGGUCGAUCCUCCACAGUAUGCUGUGCCUGGCACAGUGAAGAUUCAUCCAAGCGCGUUUUGGGAAUAUCUCUCGCUUUAUUCACUCACUCGACUAGUUGCUCUUCCGGGUGGAGUGGAGAUAUUUGGCCAAAGUUCUUCAUAGCUUCUCCUUUAUGCUUGAAUUGGCGAUGGAUGUUUCUUACAGUGGAUGUGCUUUUGGUCCACAGCACCAUUACAAACUGUCGUUGUUCUUGGAAUGUCACAUUGUAGAAAAUAAAAUGGAAAAAUUAAAAAUC
Molecule: messenger RNA, 572 nt
Organism: Selaginella moellendorffii
Lineage: Eukaryota; Viridiplantae; Streptophyta; Lycopodiopsida; Selaginellales; Selaginellaceae
Exons: 2
Coding region: 97-546 (149 amino acids)
Source: RefSeq, a predicted model, not a curated record